Molecule: messenger RNA, 681 nt
Organism: Cooperia oncophora
Lineage: Eukaryota; Metazoa; Nematoda; Chromadorea; Rhabditida; Trichostrongylidae
Source: the annotation of a GenBank genome assembly
UUGGUCAGUAGGGAAAGAUUUGUCCCUUGUUCCCCAUUUACUGCGUUAACACAUCUCCCAUCUAGUACUGAUGCAUUAAGGCUGACAAUAUUCAGGCAACAACAGUCUUGCGGCAACUUCGUCUCGAAGACGAAUCUGAAACUAGGAGGGAUCAACUAUGAAGUUGUACCAGAGUCUUUUGCUAGAAACCUGUGGAUUGCCAAAGGUACGACGCUCAUAGUUGGUUACGACGUUGCUCAUCCUGGAAGGCCGACAACUGGCGAAACAAAGAACAGGAUGCCACCAAGCAAACCCAGCGUUGUUGGAUUUUCAUUCAAUGGUGCAGAACAUCGUGAGAAAUUCAUUGGCGACUACCACUACCAGACACCACGUCGUGAGAAAGUGGAACCCAAUGUACUGAAUGCUCGCUUCAAAUGGAUGCUUGAAUUGUUCACGAAAAAUCGCGGUGUAUGGCCGGAAAAUGUCGUCAUCACACGAGAUGGUGUGUCGGAAGGCCAGUAUAAAAUGGUGAUUGAUGAAGAGCUGUUCGCGAUCAAGCAGGCAUGCGAAGAGUUUGGAAAUCUCCACGGUCGCGAAUCAUGGAUGCCACGAUUCACCGUGAUUGUGGCUACCAAACGACAUAAUGCCCGUUUCUUCGUGGAAAAACAGGGUAGGUUGGCCAAGAGAUGGUUUCGGACAUGA